AUGUAUGAUGAAAAAUCCUUUAAUGAGCUUCAAAUCCAUAUCAGAGCAUCAUUUUGGGGUAAUCAUGCGGUCACUUUAUACGGAGUAACAAGAGAUGAAAGUACAAAUUUAAAGAAUUUGAUGUUAGUUCUUCGUCCAAUGGUUUGCAAUCUUUGGGAAUUCUGUUCUGAAAGAUUGACUUGGAAAGAUGUUUAUCAAGCAUUCUGGUUUAUUGCCAACGGUUUAACACAACUUCAUUCCAAAGGAUUAUUACAUCGUGAUCUUCAUCCAGGAAAUGUUUUAAUUCGAGAGAAUCAAUAUUGGUUAUCAGAUUUUGGACUCUCAGGACCUCCAUCAUCAUCCAAUAAUCAAAUAUAUGGGAAUACACCAUUUAUGGCACCUGAAGUACUUAAAGAAGGUAAUUACACUACUGCUUCGGAUAUUUAUGCUUUUGGAAUGUUGAUGUGGAUGAUUGCCAGUUCAUCACCUCCAUUUAAAGAUUAUGAUGAUGAAAUACAAUUGCAUUUGGCCAUCAUAGAAGGUGAACGUCCAAGAAAGAUAUUAGAUAUUCCAAUAGAAUAUAAUUUAUUAAUGAAACGUUGUUGGAAUGAGGAUCCUAAAGAAAGACCAAAUGCUCAAGAACUUUUAACAUUUUUUACUGAAGUUAUAACAAAUGAAAAUGAAGAAAAAUAUAAUUUUUUAAAAAAUUAUAUUAAAGAGAAAGAGGAUAAUAAAUAUCCGAUUCAAGUUCAAAGUAUUUGGGAAAGUCGAACACAUAGCAUUUAUUAUUCAAAUGAUAUAGAUACGAUGUCAUCAAUCUCAUCAUUUGAAGAUUGUGCCAUCUAAAAUAAUAAACUAAUCGGUCAAUACCGUUAACGAAAUUUCGAGAUAUUACAAGCGUGGUAUAUACACUUUUUUUCAUUCGUAAUAGAAAGCAAAUUACAAAUAAUAUAAAUAGUAUACAAAGUGCCAGAAACUUAAUAUAAAUCAACGUUUCAAACCGAUUUUUUUUUUUUAAAAAAAAAUUUUUUUUUCUUCUUUUCUUAAAUAUAUAACGAUAAUGAAACUUUCGUAAUGAAAUGAAAGUUUCGUAAUG
Messenger RNA from Rhizophagus irregularis DAOM 181602=DAOM 197198, 1075 nucleotides. RefSeq lists its product as uncharacterized. Gene Ontology annotation, molecular function: ATP binding; protein serine/threonine kinase activity. NCBI's taxonomy places the organism in Eukaryota, Fungi, Glomeromycota, Glomeromycetes, Glomerales, Glomeraceae. The record is from RefSeq and is a predicted model, not a curated record. Gene Ontology annotation, biological process: protein phosphorylation.